GGAGAGGAAGGAGACUACAGAUCCCAGAGAGCAGCGCGGGUCCCGCCGCAGCCCUGGCGCUGCGCUGGGCGCGGGCUGCGCUGGCCCGGGAGCGGCGGCGCCGCCAUGGAUCUGUUCGGGGACCUGCGGCGCAUGAACAAGCGGCAGCUAUAUUACCAAGUCUUAAAUUUUGCUAUGAUUGUGUCUUCUGCCCUAAUGAUCUGGAAAGGGCUGAUCGUGGUGACUGGCAGUGAGAGCCCCAUUGUUGUGGUGCUCAGUGGCAGCAUGGAGCCAGCUUUUCACAGGGGAGACCUGCUGUUCCUAACAAAUUUCCACGAUGACCCAAUCAGAGCUGGUGAAAUAGUUGUUUUUAAAGUUGAAGGCAGAGAUAUUCCAAUAGUUCACAGAGUUAUCAAAGUACAUGAAAAAGGAAAUGGGAACAUCAAAUUUCUGACUAAAGGGGAUAAUAAUGAAGUUGAUGAUAGAGGCUUGUACAAAGAAGGUCAGAACUGGUUAGAGAAGAAAGAUGUUGUGGGAAGAGCAAGAGGGUUUUUGCCCUAUGUAGGAAUGGUGACUAUAAUAAUGAAUGACUACCCAAAAUUUAAGUAUGCUCUCCUGGCAGUGAUGGGAGCAUAUGUACUGCUCAAGCGGGAAUCCUAAACACAAGAACAAAGGGAAAUGACGUACAGGGGGAAACAACUAAUAACAUUUCAGAUGGUUUCAUGUCUGUAUACGGUUACAAAACUGUGCAAGCUUUUGUCUUGUCUAAAUAAACAACACCUAAUGAGUGAAGCUGCUGGCUGCUGGCUAAUUACAAAAUGAUGUAUUUACCACCUUCUGCAGACUGCUCUCAGCUAGCCUGGCACUGGCUUGGAGGACUGGGCCGCAGCAGCCAAGGGCUCUCUUGCCAUGCCACAGUGGGUUUGACUGACUGGCUGCAUCUGAACCCACUUUUGCCCUCCUGUUUGUUGUGGGGGUUAUUGUUAAUCUGUCAGUGCCCUCUUUUCUCCACGAUGCAUACUGUUUUGAUCAGUGCUUGUAAGGACACAGAAUCUCUGAACAGGUAGUGAGUUCUAGGAGUUUAGUCAGACUUAUGCCUCAGUUGGCUGGGUGUGGCUGCCAAAAACAGCCACGAAGGGGAGUUCCACUCUGACUUGGUACUGAGCAAUGGGGCCUCAGAGCUUUUUCCUUGAAUUUGAAACUUGCUCCUUCAUGGAGUAAGGAAAAAAGCCCAGGUGGCCUGAUUUUUAGAGGCCUGGUUUUUAGGGACUGUGUGUGUUGCUAGCACUCAGGCUGUUGAUGAUCUGCCUUUUGUGUUCUAGCUCUUAAACUAACGUAACAAAAAGGUUUUCUGGGGCUGUAAUAACACUGUUAAAUUACUGAAUGAAUAGCACAGUAGUAUACUUCAGGGAUAUUGCCAAGAUGGGGAAACCAGAACUUUUAUGCCAGUUUGGAAAAUGUAUUAUUCUCUCCUAUCAUAUAACACCUGAAUAGUGUUAAACAUAAAAUUGAUCUUUCAUUUAAAAACUUACCUGAUAACUAUCUUUUAUGAAAUUUGGUAUUUUUCUCUUACCUUCAAAUGUCAGUGUUGCACCUUCAACAAAGCAGAACUUGUUUUCCUUGCUGGCUUUGUUUUUGUAGCUUUGAUAAGGAACAGCAUGAUGCUUUUUUCCUCUGGAGUUCUGUUUCUUCUGUAAUCCCUUACCUACCUCUGCAAAAAUACUCUAUUAUACAAUAAUGACACCUUUUCUGUUGCAACAGCUCAUGCUCAGCAGACAGCUGCUGAAUUUCUCCAAGUAAUAUUACUUCUUUUGUGUCCUACUAAGCAGUUUUCAUGUCCAACUGUAUUAUAAAAAUUACUUAUUUUGUGUCAAAUUAUAUAGAAAUAAAAUUCAGUAUAAUAAAUGGCAUGGCAGAAUAACGUUGGGAUCGUUAAUGCAGUCUUCCUGGAAGUGUAUCAUCCCAGUUAAGAAAAAAUAAUGUGGUUUUUUGGAGACAGUAUAUGUGGAAUAAGAUUUUUUUCUUUCUCUUGGUGUUGUUGAAGUCCAGAUUUAUGCUAUCCACCUACCCCAAUGCGAGCACAGUCAGCUCUGACUUGGAGAGUGCAGUUGCACAUUUUGCAGCUGGCCAGUGUGACACUGGGAUCUAGUCCCAGGAGUGGCUCAGAGCCUGUGCCAGGGGGGAUCAGAGUGAAUGUCAGGAAUGUCUCAGUAUUCCAUACUGAGAGGGGGCUCAGACCUGGAGCAGCCUCCCUUGGGAGAAGGUGGAUGCCCCAGGCUUAGCAUUCCAGGAGCACUUGGACAACGCCCUUGAGCUUCUGGGCAGCCUGGAAGGGCUCAGGGUGUUGGGCUGGAUGGUCCCUGUAGUCUGUUCUGGACCACAGGCAGGUCCAUAAAUGCUUCCCAUUUGAGUUCUCCCAUUAUUGAACCCCUCCACUGCAAACAUCAUAAACCCAAACUUGUGGCUGCCACAGCAGCCUGGCACCAGUUAAAUGUGCAAUGAGCAAUCACUGCGCUUAAGCUUCUACUGUCCAGGGCUUCCCAAAGUGCAGCACAAACAGAGUCAACUAUCUUACACUGGGCCUUAUUAAAUAAAUGUUAUUAUUUCAUAUUAUUCAGUCUCUGUAAAGUUGUGGAGCUCUUUUCUGAGAAAUGUCUUCAGUUCUUCAGGGAACUGUAUCUGCACUGAGUCACUCUUGAGGUUAUUUGCAGAACACCUGCCCUGAGUGCAGGUUGGAAAUGCUGGAGAUUAGUCUAUUCAGCAUCUUCAACAUUUACAGAGUAUUCCUCAGUGAUCACGCCUGUUAUUACGUUGGAGACAGGCUUCCACCAGUGUUUGUUCUGUACAUACAUCCCGGCUGCGUGUAACACCAGGAUCCCUACAAAGAAAAUGAUGAAAGGCACACCAUUCUUAUAUUAUCCCUUUUUAUAGCCAGCAAAUAUAUCAGCAUUGCUGAUAGAACAAUGAUGCUUGUCUAAAAUUGAAAGGAAGCGGAUUAAAGUGUUAUCAUGGUAAUAGCAUUUAAAAACCAUGAAUGUUUUCCUGCCAUGAAGCACAGCAACAUUUUGCUUUGCUGUGGGAUAUAUGAAAAGGGGAAGGGUAGUUUAAAACAGAGAGAGAGAGCUGUUUCUUGAUAUUUAAACAAAAAUUGAUGUUAUCAAUCUUCAUCGUAAAGAUUGUCUUGAGUGAGUUGAGUCACUCACAGUUUGUAACAUCCUUUGGUUGUACCUGGUUCCUUUUCUGUUGUGGGGGGUCCAGAAUAGUAUUUCUCUAUAUAAUCAAGUUACUGUUUUCCUUAGAAGGGUAAUCAAUUAAGAAUUAGAGUAGAUCCUUAUGAACAAGUAAAUAAAUAAUAAAGGCAUAGUACAUAUACAACGUAUGAGAAAGGUUUAUUUGUUUGCAUGGUAUUUUUAGUACAAGAGAUUUGGGACUGAGUACGAAUUCAUGUUUGGUUUUGGUUUUGUUUUCUGAAAAUGGACAAUGUCCUGAAUUUUUCAGUUUCCUGCCUUGAUUGCUCUAAACAAUUAGAAGUUUCUCUGGAUGGCAGUAUUUUAUUUGAUCAGCUGUCACUCAGCACAGAGCACAUGUUGGUAGCUGUACUGUGGGCUGCACAGUGCAACUUGAGGCGUGAGAAUACUGUUGUGAAUUAAGCAGGAAUGCAUAAUUAAUAACCAAAAGAAAAGAAUGAAUCACAUUAAUCAGUAAAAGAAGACUCAACAAACUGUGACUAAACAAGGGAACAAUUUGGCUCAAUACAGCAGGAUACACGGUUUACUUCAAAAGGAAUUGUACAAGAGUUUGCCUGGAAAUUAUGUUAAUUCACAUCCGUGUGAGUUUCCAGUAGGGGUAGUUCAGUUCCAGUCAUGUGGGGCUAGCUGGAGCAGCUGGCCAGUUCCUUACAGUCAGCUCCGCUCUCGGUGUAUCCCAGCUCUUGCCAUAGUUCUCUAGACAGCAAAAUCGUCACAUUCCAUGUGGCGUCAUCCUGUCCCUGCUGUUCUCCUGGGUGACAAACAGCACAUCAGGACUUCAUAUCCCACCAUUGCUCACCCACCUUCACUCCAGUGAAACCACUGUAGGUGUUCCACUUCAGGGAUGUACUGUCUCUAUCUUUUCCCUGCACUGCCUCUUCAGGCUGGAAUUCUUUUCAUCCAUUUACUACAAAGUUGCCCAGUUCCAGGUGCCACAAGGGCUUCAAAGUUUACAGGGUCCCUGUGCAGGGAAAGCAGAAAGUCCUGUAAACGCGCAUCCACUUUACUGUCACUUGUGACAGGAAAUUCAGGUGAAACUGGAAAUUAAAACAAGCUCUUUGCACCAGACUUGCUGUUCCAGCGAGGGACAAGGAGGCCCUUUGCCGCAGGUGCAGCCGAACAGCAGCCCGCCUGGUACGGUCCCACAGGGUGCGGGUGACAUCGCCUAUUGCAAGACAAGGCGACCCCCUCAGUGAGGGGAAAGUAAAAUGACGAGGCAUCUUACUCCAUCUUCAGAAGGCUGAUGAAGUACUUUAUUCUAUAAAUCUACAAUUGAAUCUGCCAUGCACUCACGAGCUCAACUGCACUCAUCCAUGACUCUCGCUGACUGUGUCGAGAUUGCCAGCAUACAUUCUCGACACAGACACACUCUUGGCCUCGAUUGGCCAAGGGAAGAAAACAUCCUCACUUUGGGUAAACAAUCUCUACAUUCCAUUCUACUUUGGCACAACACAGGCACAGCAAGUGAUAAGAACUUGCUGUGCUUUUCUUUCUCUGAUGUUCAGAGAACGUGAGUCCCAGCUAUAUUCCUGGGGAAAGCUGUGCCUUGCUUUUCUCCAUGAGGAGAAGUGUGGUAACAGUCGCCCGCUGCAGCUCCCGGGUCCCCUCCGCGGCUGUCGCCGCCCUCCGAGGAGCUCCGGUGCCCGGGCGCUGCCGGCGGCACCGCCCCGAGGCGCCCCGGGCCGCGCCCAGCGCCGACCGCCGGCGAGCGGAGCCGGGGAGCGGAGCCCGCGGGACGCGCCCGUGCUGCGCGGGGAAGCGAGAGCGGCCCCCCCGCGCCGGGCAGCGCCGCCUCGGCCCCCCCGCGGGCGGAGCGGCCCCGUCAGGAGGCGUCAGGCGCGGGGCUCUGCUCGCGCCCGGCCCGGCUCCGGAUAAAUGGGCGGCGGGCGGCGGCGGCCGUGACGGAGCCCUGGCGGGGCCGGAGCGGAGCGCGGCUCGGGGCAGCACCGGCAGCAGGGCAGGAUGCGCGGCGGGCGGCCCGCGGCGCUGCCGCUGCUGGCGCUGGCGCUGCUGGCGGCGCAGGGCGGAGCGGCGCCCCUGCAGCCCGGCGGGACCCCCCGCGCUCACCAAGAUCUACCCCCGCGGCAGCCACUGGGCUGUGGGACACUUAAUGGGGAAAAAAAGCACUGGAGAUUUUCCUUAUGGUUUUGAAGACAAAAACAAGACACCAUUUUCAGCAUUACCUGACAGUAUCAAGCAGCUGGAAGAGUAUCUGCAGUGGGAAGAAAUCUCAAAGUAUUUGCUAAGGCUGCUGGAAAGGAAUGAAAAUAAAAGUGGUCACUUUUCAAAAGGAGGGCUCCCCUGGUAUACCAGGAACACCUGGGAGACAGAUGACAAUAGCAGUUGGAAACAUAUGAUGGACUAUCUGCUUCAAGUUGUGAAUAUGAAAGAGAGUACUUCAAGCUGAAAGAAGAUCACUAAAUCAUGCAGAAAUUUAAUACUUUCUGUAAGAGACUAUAUUUCACAAGCACUUGAUUGUAUCAGAUAAUCAACACGGUCACUUUUCUGUACACAAGAAUUCCUUUGUGUAAAGUACUUAAAUACACAUAUUCUUGUAUGGUUCAUCAAGGACUAAAUCCUCUACUUCAUUUUCAAGGUUGCAUUUUCUCAUUUGAAUGGCUUUGAUAUAUAUAAAUAUAUAUAAAAUUGUCACGGAAGGGUCUUCCAAUUAAUUAUAUGACUUACCUAUCGAAUAAUUUCAUCUCUUAGUUUGAAACUACAUGACAUUGCAACAUUCACAAUAAAUAGUACCAAG
Molecule: messenger RNA, 5982 nt
Organism: Motacilla alba alba
Lineage: Eukaryota; Metazoa; Chordata; Aves; Passeriformes; Motacillidae
Gene: SEC11C
Product: SEC11 homolog C, signal peptidase complex subunit
Exons: 8
Coding region: 106-639 (177 amino acids)
Cellular component (GO): signal peptidase complex; membrane
Molecular function (GO): serine-type endopeptidase activity
Source: RefSeq, a predicted model, not a curated record